Molossus molossus (Pallas's mastiff bat) is the source of this 1555-nucleotide messenger RNA. RefSeq names its product choline phosphotransferase 1 (gene CHPT1). Gene Ontology annotation, molecular function: ethanolaminephosphotransferase activity; diacylglycerol cholinephosphotransferase activity. Gene Ontology annotation, cellular component: endoplasmic reticulum membrane; Golgi apparatus. The transcript has 9 exons. NCBI's taxonomy places the organism in Eukaryota, Metazoa, Chordata, Mammalia, Chiroptera, Molossidae. Bases 206 to 1426 code for a protein of 406 amino acids. Gene Ontology annotation, biological process: phosphatidylethanolamine biosynthetic process. The record is from RefSeq and is a predicted model, not a curated record.
GCCCCGCCCACAGCCCGCGGCCGGCCCGCGGGGCGGGGUGGGGGCGGGGGCCGGGACUGGGCGGCCGGCCUGACCUCCACCUCGGCCCAGCGGCUGCCUCGCCGCCGGCAGCGCGGGCGCGCCCCUCCCCCAGCUCCGCCCGCCCCGGCGCCCGGCGGGGCUGCGCUCGCUCGCGCGCUCGCAGCGGCGGGGCCCGCAGGCGGCCAUGGCGGCGGGCGCCGGGGCCAGGCCGGCGCCGCGCUGGCAGAGGGCGCUGGGGGAGCCGCUGAGCGCCGCGCAGCUGCGGCGGCUGGAGGAGCACCGCUACAGCGCCGCGGGCGUCUCGGUGCUCGAGCCGCCGCUGCAGCUCUACUGGACCUGGCUGCUCCGGUGGGUCCCGCUGUGGGUCGCCCCCAACUCCAUCACCCUCCUGGGCCUCGUCAUCACCCUGCUCACCACGCUCGUGCUCAUCGCCUACGGCCCCACGGCCACCGAGGAGGCACCACACUGGACAUACCUGUUAUGUGCGCUCGGACUCUUCAUCUACCAGUCAUUGGAUGCUAUUGAUGGGAAACAAGCCAGAAGAACAAAUUCUUGUUCUCCUCUAGGAGAACUUUUUGACCAUGGUUGUGACUCUCUUUCCACAGUAUUAAUGGCAGUUGGAGCUUCAGUUGCUGUGCGCUUGGGAACUCAUCCUGACUGGUUGUUUUUCUGCUCUUUUAUUGGGAUGUUCUUAUUUUAUUGUGCUCAUUGGCAGACUUAUGUUUCGGGUGUGUUGCGGUUUGGAAAAGUGGAUGUAACUGAAAUUCAGGUAGCUUUAAUAAUCGUCUUUGUGUUGUCUACAUUUGGAGGAGCAACAAUGUGGGACUAUACGAUACCCAUUCUAGAGGUAAAAUUGAAGAUCUUCCCAGUUCUUGGAGUUGUAGGUGGAGCAAUAUUUUCCUGUUCAAAUUAUUUCCAUGUUAUCCUCCAUGGUGGAGUUGGCAAGAAUGGAUCCACUAUAGCAGGCACCAGUGUCUUGUCACCUGGACUUCACAUAGGAAUAAUUAUUAUACUGGCAAUAAUGAUCUAUAAAAAGUCAGCAACUAAUGUGUUUGAAAAGCAUCCUUGUCUUUAUACCUUAAUGUUUGGAUGUGUCUUUGCUAAAGUCUCACAAAAAUUGGUGAUAGCUCACAUGACUAAAAGUGAAUUGUAUCUUCAAGACACUGUCUUUUUUGGCCCAGGUCUUUUAUUUUUAGACCAGUACUUUAAUAAUUUUGUAGAUGAAUACGUUGUUCUAUGGAUAGCAAUGGUCAUUUCUUCAUUUGAUAUGAUGAUGUACUUUAGUGCUUUGUGCCUGCAAAUUUCAAGACACCUUCAUCUAAGUAUCUUCAAGAUUUCAUGUCAUCAAGCACCUGAACAGGUUCAAGUUCUUCCUUCAAAGAGUCAUCAGAAUAACAUGGAUUGAAGAGACUUUCGAACAUUUGCCAUCUCCUGCUGCUGCUGUUUGUGAAAGGAGAUAUUAAACAUUUGUUUAAUUUUUAGAUAAGUGUUAUACAUAUUUCAACAAAUAAAAAGAUUUCAAUGCUUAUAUUAA